This is a messenger RNA of Hyposmocoma kahamanoa, 1329 nucleotides long. RefSeq lists its product as uncharacterized. The transcript is spliced from 2 exons. The record is from RefSeq and is a predicted model, not a curated record. NCBI's taxonomy places the organism in Eukaryota, Metazoa, Arthropoda, Insecta, Lepidoptera, Cosmopterigidae. Bases 16 to 1095 code for a protein of 359 amino acids.
ACGCUUUUAAUCUGUAUGAAUUUGCUAGAUGCAAUAGCAGGUCGUCAUAUAUCACAACUAAUCGAGGUUUCAGCACCUAAAAUAAAAAUAAAAAGAGAAGCUGACUAUUACGUAUCAAGAAGAUUUCAACAAGAUCAUUUGACGCCUUCAAGUGGUACUGAUGAAAUUUUAGAACAAGACCCAGAGGGACCGGAUGAAAAAUCCACGAAGAAGUCCGAUACUGUAGAUGAUUCAAUUGAUGCAACUGCUUCUACGCAUGAUUCUAUCGAUGCAACUGAUUCUUCAGAUAUUGAUACUAUCACUGAACCAUCUACAACUACUUCUAAAUCUGAAUUAAAUUUACCAACAAACUUGCAAAAACACAAAUCUGUAGCAAGAAGUAGGACACCCCUUCGACACAGUGUUAUGGAGGACUUUCCUACACUUUAUAAUAAUAAGGACAACUCACCAUACGAAUCUAAAAAUUGGUACUAUGAGGAAGGACUGAACGGUGGAAAUUCAAACGAUAAAGACAUAUUGGUGGAUUGGAGUCAUAAACAUGGUGUUAAGCAUGGUUUACAUUCGAAUCAUGAAUCACAUUCUAAUAGUGUAGCACAUUCUAAUCAUCAGCAUCAUUCUGAAAAAGACUUUUGGCAGGCGAAUGAUUAUCCAGAUGACGACGACGCAUAUGAUGAGUGGUCAAGUUUACAUUUGAAAGGUGUACAACAUCAUCACAAAGGCGUUGGAUUAGAAGAAGAACUGAGCAGAUCACCUAAGAAAAUACAUUUUGGCGAUAAAGUACGUGGUAGUGUAGGAAAAUCACAUUAUUCUAAAGAUUGGGUAGGAUCACACACUGGUUCUAAGAGUUGGGGAGGGCUAGAUUUAGAUUCUAAACAAAGUGCAGACUCACAUGCCGAUUCUUACGGAAAAUGGAGAGCACAUUUAAAACCUCCCAAUUGGGAAGGUUUACACUCCGGUGGUACAGCAGGUGGUAUAACAUAUCUUUCUGGUUCUGAAGCUCUCGGAGGGUCACGUUACUACAAGAAUAACGUUUUUAGUAAUGAAGGAGUAUCGCCUACUCAUUAUAAUUUGGGAAAAUCCCGUUCCAAUGUUUAAAGUGGACGAAAUACACAUUCUGAAUAUUUAAAAUUAGAAUAUCAAUCUGUAAAACGUUUUUCAUAUAAUCACCUACGAAUUAAUCACAUUAUCACCUAUAUAAAGGAGAGAGCUAAUUGAUGGCGGCUGCAGAGGGGUUUUAAAAGCAACGAUCUGGAAUUAGGGACCCAUUACAUAAAUUGCGCUAUGUCAAUGAUAGAGUGCUUAUUAAUUACAACAAUAACAACGGCGGAU